Molecule: messenger RNA, 2206 nt
Organism: Lactuca virosa
Lineage: Eukaryota; Viridiplantae; Streptophyta; Magnoliopsida; Asterales; Asteraceae
Source: the annotation of a GenBank genome assembly
AUGUACAAACUCUUGAAACCACCAAUCAAACUCCAACUUUGGUGGCCACACAUGACAAAAGAAGAGAUUAUCGAUGGUGGUGACGGUGGUGGUUUUGAAACCCUAGGCGACGACAAGACUCUUCGUCUCCAUCUCCGAUGGCAUCGUACAGGUGAUUAUGCACAUGUGAACAAGGAGAUCAUCGAUCUCGAAACCCUGGCUGAUGGUGUUCGUGAAACCCUAAGCGACGAUUUGAAACCAUGGCCUGUUUUCUUGGUCGUUGAAGGUGGUCGACGGGACAAGAGUUGUGCUCAGUGGUUGAAGGUGGCUCACGGUGAAGAUGAUGACCGGUGGAGGAGAUUACAAGAUGGUGAUUGGAGAAGAAGGGGUAUCCGAUCGGAAAAUGAGGAGGAAAGAGAGACUAUGGUGGCGGGCAGUUCUCCGGCGAUGGUGGUUCGCCGCCGGUGGUUGAAAGGCAACGGUGGUGUUUGUGAUUUUUUUGUGAGGGUGAGAAAUCAAUAUCUUAGGGUUAUGUUGAAAGAUAAUUGGGAAGAGAAACAUGGUACUCAUGUGGGCAAUAUGAAUAUGAUGCUUCAAUCUCUUGAAGGAUUUUCUGAUAAUCAACCAUCUUCUAUAAUAGAAGCAGUGAGCUUCAAGCAUCACCAGAAUCAUAAUGUAUCAGAAACUCGACCAGUAGUAGAUAAUGGUUUUAGCCAAAGUGAAGCUCAUAAAUCUUUGCCCCCCAUGGAAGCUUGUAGAACAAAUGCAGAAAAAUCUAUCGUUGGUUCUACUUCUAAUAUGCAAGAAUUGAUAAAGUUUCUAUCUACCAAUUAUGGACCCUUGAAAACGCCUCUUGAGAUGGGAACUCCUGAAUAUUUGAGACUUGUUGAGAUCUUGCAACAGAGUGAUUCUUAUUCAAAAGUUGGAGGACUUGAUAAUAAUAAUGCUACAAGUGUAGUAGGGAUGUCAGAGCAAAAUGAAAUACUAAGCAUAAAUAAUGAUGAUGAAGAGAAAGUAGUUGGGUAUGACAAGAAAAAUGAUUCAAAGAAGCUGUGGGAGGGAUCUCUUCAACUAAGUUCUUCUGUCACUUUAUCCGCAGCUGCCUUCUUUAGAAGUGGUGAGAAAUUGGUUUGUGACAAGUGGCCUGAAUCCAUACAAGUGAAAGGAAAAGUAAGAUUAGAGGCUUUUGAGAAAUAUGUUAAAGAUCUUCCUCGCUCACGCAACCGUGGAUUAAUGGUUAUCUCAGUAUGCUGGAAGGAAGGAUCUUCCAACACUGGGCUAACAGGCAUGAAAGAGGUAGCGAAAGGAUACAAGAAAAGUUCAAGGGUUGGAUUUGCACAAGUUUUAUCAGGAAUAGAUCUUUACAUAUGUCCACGCAGCGACCCCAUCAUCACAAUUUUAGCCAAAUACGGUUUCUUCAAAGGCAUGUCGGUCCUUGAUGACAAGCAACAGGAUUACAUGAUCGGUUGUGUUGUAUGGCGUAAAAACCGUCCUCUAAAUCCUGUAAAUACCAAAAAUACCCCUGAUUCAAAUCCUUCAAUCCAACCUCCAAAUUCCUCACCCUCUUUACCUGAAGAACCUCCUCAGACUUCCAACACUGAAACUGCUACUGAUGUUGACCAUAAUUCUACUCCUGAUACUUGUAAUUUGGUUGUUCAAAAAAGGGCUUUUCAGGAUGAUGUUGAUGAUCUUCCUGAGUUUGACUUUGGUGCCAGAUUGGCGGCAGUGGUCAACUGUCAAAACAUGGAUAAUUCUGUAGAGCAGUUGUCCAAAAAGACUAAACUUUUUGAUGAUAACGAUGAUGACAUGCCUGAAUGGUGCCCGCCCAUGCCGCCAUCCAACUUCCACAAUUUACCAUUAUGCCCUCCACGACCGCCACCCGUUCCUGUCCUGCCACCGCCACGACCUGACACCCGUCCGUCAUUCUCUUAUCAACCGUUUCGACCUUCCAUUACUUCUCCACCGCCAACUUUCAUGGCAACUCCACUUCCACCACCGCCACCACUGCCGCUGCCGCUGCCGCUGCCACCACCACCACCAGGCAGGUUCAAUUCUAAUCAAGGUAUGUGGCAUAGGCCGGGUUUGUCCACUGGUAAUCCGUUGUUUAACAGAAGACCUCCACAGCAUUGAAAUGAAGAAGGAUCUGUAAUGACAGGGUUGGUAGGAAGUUUGUACAUAAGUUGUUUUUUUUUUUUUAAUGAAACAGGUAGAAGGUGUUUUGCAUGGG